AAGGUGCGCCGGGAUUCACGGCUCUUGUAGCCCCUCUCUAACCGCUAUGCGCCUGUACAUCCAGCGUGCCUUGCGGCAGCCCCCGUAAAGAAACUAUGACUCCCGGCAUGCUCCGCCGCUUCAGGCCGAGCCGCACGGCCAGGCUCCGCUGCGCGCGGCAUCUUGGGACUCGUAGUCCGGAGGGUCUGAGAGGCAGAACCGCAUUUCUCAGGGUGCCCCGCGGCGCUCGCCCCCUAGCGGCCGUUAGGACCGUUGCCGAAGAGAGGAAAGGUGCUUGCUGCCAGAGCAUCCUCGAGAGGAGGCAGCAGACUGACUUCUCUGGAAAGAAAAUGAAGAGUGCUGCCAGACCUUGGAGUGCAAUGGCAAAGCAAGGGAACCAUGGGAUUGACCGAGGAAAAUCUCUCCCCACCGCUUCCUCAGGCAUGAAGACCUCCAAAUCCUCUACUUCACUUGCUUUUGAAUCUCGGCUUAGCAAGCUAAAAAGAGCUAGCAGUGAUGACAUGUUAACAAAGCCAGGGGUGACAGCAGCUUCUGGGGUCUCCAGACUGAAGAAGACCAUUACAACAGGAGCAAUUUCUGAGCUUGCUGAGAAUCGACUGAAGUCCAGCACAGGAAUUGUUUCAUCAGCGAAGCGCACAGGGAUUCCUGCUCCUCGGGAAAUUUCAUCAACUGUCUCCAGAGAGAGAGCUGUGUUGCGUGGUCCAGCCAACACCAGGAAAACUCAGCCCAGCCCAACUUCUUCGGGCACGCCCACCCCUACUAAGCACCUGCGUCCUUCUGCCAAGUCCAAGCAAGAGAAUGAAACUGGGGACAAGGCAGUUCUGGAGUCCCAGGUUAAGGAACUCUUGGCAGAAGCAAAGACAAAAGACACUGAAAUCACCAAGCUCCGGAGUGAGCUGAAGAAAUGCAAAGACAAAGGGUCAGUUAACUCUGAAGGGAUUGGUGCUUCAGACCAAAAUGUAGAAACGUUACCAUUGUCGCCUGGUGACAUAGACCCAUUAAUACAGACUCUUCAGGAAAAGAACAGGACUUUUCAAAAAGAGCUUGCUAGCCUGGUGGAAGAAAACCGGGUUUUGAAGGAGAAACUGAUUUAUCUAGAGCACUCCCCUCUCUCGGACACAACAACAAGCAGCGGGGGUGACAGCAGCUUCACAACCCCAAUCACUCAAGAAUCAAGUUUUGGAAGCCCCCAAAAAAAUCUAUUGAGAGGUGAACCAGAUGAGCCCAGACAGAGUGUGAAUGGAGAAGCAGUGCGAAAGUCAGGUUCUUCUAGCAGUGAUGUGACUAAAGCUUCUUUGUCACCCGAUGCAUCUGAUUUUGAACAUAUAGCAGAUGUACCUUCUAGGCCAACCUCCUCCAACAGCAACCCCUUUAAGGGUUCCAGAUGCUCCACCACAGGGAGUUCUCCAAACAACAUUAGUGACCUUUCUGUGGCCUCCCUGACAGAGAAGAUACAAAAAAUGGAAGAAAACCACCACAGCACAGCAGAAGAGCUUCAAGCCACUUUGCAGGAGCUGUCAGACCAGCAACAAAUGGUGCAGGAGCUGACAGCAGAAAAUGAGAAGCUAGUGGAAGAGAAGGCUCUGCUGGAGACCUCCUUUCAUCAGCACAAAGAGAGAGCAGAACAGCUUAGUCAAGAAAAAGAAAAGCUGAUGACUCUCUUACAAGAGCGAUCCAAGAAUGAAGAAACCAAAGUUCAGGAGGGGAAAAUCCUUGAACUGGAGCAGAAAUGCACAGAAUUGCUUGAGAAAGCACAGUUUGAAAGAGAAAAGCUGCUCAACAUCCAGCAACAAUUAUCCAGCAGCCUACGGAGCUUAGAAAGGGAGCAUCAAGAUGCUCAGGAGGUGAUCAAGGGCCUGAGAGAGGAAAAUGAGAAGUUGGGUGGGCUUUUGGAAAUGGAACGACAGAACAACAGCAUUGUGGCAAAGUCUCUAGAGAACUGUAAAGUUUCCUUAGAAGGCCUGAAGAUUGAAAAUGGAUCUCUCAGAACUCAAUUAGAAAGUGAGAAACAAAAAGCUGCAGAGAUCAAUGCAAUGGGAUGUAUUACUGACAACUCUGAGGUGCAAGAGAUGCUGAAAGUGGCCCAUGCAGAGAAGGAUCAGUUAGAACUGGCUUGUACAGAGCUCAAACAAGAGCUGCUGAAGGCAAACAGUGAAGUAAAACAUGUCCAGGGUCUACUGGCCAAGGUGGAGAAGGAAUGUGGUCAGCUGAAGGAACUGUAUGACCGACAGGCUGAACAGCUGAGCAGAACCAGCCUGAAGCUGCAGGAGAAAACUUCUGAGAAUGAGUCUGAGAUCAAAAACCUGAAGGAGAUCAUCUUUGAGCUGGAGGACCAGGUGGAGCAGCAACGUGCUAUCAAACUGCACAGCAACCAGCUCAUCAGUGAACUGGAGAGUAAUGUGAUGAAGCUAGAAGAGCACAAACUGGAUCUGGAGAGGCAGCUGAAGGGUCUGACUAAACAGAUAAAGGAAGAUACAGAGGAGUGGAGGCGUUUUCAAGCUGACCUGCAGACUGCAGUGGUGGUGGCCAAUGAUAUCAAGUGUGAGGCUCAGCAGGAGCUGCGGGUGGUGAAGAGGAAGCUCCAGGAGGAAGAGGAGAAAAGUGUCAAGCUGCAGAAGGAGCUGGAGGAACUGCAGGGCAGCAGCAGGCUGACAACUGAGGAGGUGAAUUCUGUAGAAGCAGAUACCACCAACCCCUGGCAAGGAGUCUAUGUCAGCAGGGCAUCACCCAUUCCCUCAGAGUCUGCAGCUACUGUCAAGUCACUCAUCAAGUCAUUUGACUUGGGAUGCUCAGGGAGCACUGGGCAGAGUAUCACAGUUCACAAGGUCCCAAGGAGCCCUCUGAGUGGAAUUCCGGUGAGGACAGCCCCAGCAGCCGCUGUCUCCCCCAUGCAGAGGCAUACUGCUUAUAGUAACGCAAAGCUGCUCAGCAAAGGAGUCGACAAACACACAGAUCUUCCAGACCUUCCCCUUGCAGACCUUCUAAAAGGGAGGAGUGAGGACCUGAAACCAGACCAUUACCUCCGCAAGAGCCCUUCCCUGGAGUCUCUGAGCAAACCCCCCUCAAUGGCCUUCAGCAGCAGGAUGCUGACCUCCAGCCCAAGCAGCCUGAGACCCCCUAGCAAACUCAGUGUGGAGAGAAAGGACCCAUUAGCAGCCCUGGCCCGAGAGUAUGGUGGCUCCAAGAGGAAUGCACUGCUGAAGUGGUGUCAGAAGAAGACUGAAGGUUACCCGAACAUUGACAUUACCAACUUCAGCAGCAGCUGGAGCGAUGGGCUGGCCUUCUGCGCUCUCCUCCACACCUACCUGCCUGCACACAUUCCAUACCAGGAGCUCAAUGGCCAGGAUAAAAAAAGAAAUCUGCUUUUGGCUUUUCAAGCUGCUGAAAGUGUGGGCAUCAAACCCAGUCUGGAACUCAGUGAGAUGAUGUACACAGACCGGCCAGACUGGCAGAGCGUGAUGCAGUACGUGGCCCAGAUUUACAAGUACUUUGAGACCUGAGCCCAGAGCAGAAGGUGGGCAGAAGUGAGGAAGAGACUGAAGAAUGCCACAGAAGCACUUGAUCACUUUAAAAAUCGCCUCUUUUCUAUUCCAUGAGCCAACUGAGGCUCCUAGGUUGCAAGGAAAGCUCUUCCACAGUUCUGAUCACAUCUCAGUAACCUCGGACUGCAACCAAAUAAAAAUCCAUUGUCUACCUUUACAAACCAAAUACAGCUGUAAGUUUAUUUCAAUAUGGAAACUACAAAGGGUUUUCUGCCAUUGUGGGAUAUUUCUGAAGAUGAUGCCAUUGUGCUUGAUAAUGAUUGCCUUUCAAAUCAAACUCUGCCAGCUGGAGACUUGCCACAGAACGAAGUGAAUGCAACAUGUACUUUGUAAAUCAGUGCCUCAAGUAAUGCUGGCACAGUAUUGUUAAUGAGCCAGUUGACAACAGUGCUCCUCUAACACACAAGUGAGUCCAUCUCUCCCCUCCUUUCCCCGUACGUUUUAUAUAUACGCUCCAAGACAGAUACACACACACACACACACAAGUGCGUGUAGAGCCUCAUGCUUCCGGAGAUUGACUUAUGCUGGCACACUAAGACAAACAGACACACUAGGUUGCCUGACUUAGGUCAGUCUGCAGGGUCUGCAACAGGAUCUUUUUCUGACUCAGAGGCUAUGUGCUAUCACAAGUCAGCCAUAGCGGUACAAAAGGGAACCAGUAGGUGCUGUGACUCCGUUCCUGAUCAAACAAAGGUAACCACUUUGAUUUGUGAGAAGAAUCACCCCAUUGCUUCAGUGAUAAACCUUGUAGGGAGCCAGAACCCUGAUACAUACCAGCUGACUCCGCCGGCAGAGUCAUUUCUGUAGUGCUGCAAAUGCAACUAGUUAGCUUUAUUACACAAGGCACAAAUAACCAGGCAGUGACUUGUUAAACCUGAGUAAUCUGUGAUAUCUGAGCUACACAUUUGUGGCAGGUUUAUGUAGAGUAAACUCAUUACUCCAGGUUGUUCCUGAUUAAUUUCCAAGAAUGUGUAAAUACUUGUUACUUACUACCCAGAAGGUGUUGUUAGCUGUGCUCUGGGCAGUGAAGUGAAGUGCAUAGGUUAUUACUGUAUGUUUAGACUUGAGGUUACUGUGUAAAAGAACACACAAGAGAUUAAUACCAAUGGCAACAUGUAACUGUAUUCCGUAUAUUACAGCAAAUAUAGCAGGCAACUCUUCGUUGUGUCACUGAAGCCAGAGCUAAGCCUAUGGGAUCCCAGCAAUCCUGCUGAUAUCUCCUGGCAUAAGGCAGUGUUUAAUUUGUCACUGUACAUGCCUCUCUUUAUUUGACCUCGUAAACUUGAAUCUUCAGAGCUAGUGAGACGCAGUAAGAACCCCUUGGAAAAAAGGAAGUGAAAGGCAGGCCGGGUAAGCCAUUUGCUCUCAGAUGGUCUCUCAGAAUGUGCUCUUUGUGUGUGAUCUACCCACAUUGUGCUGAUAAAAGAAAAUGCUUGUUUACUUACAAUGUUUAACCUUGUGGCCCAGUCCUGAUGCCUCAUGAAUAUUAAUCACCUGCAGCUAGGGGUCAUUCUUCCUUACCUAAGGAAACAGAGCGUGCUCCCUGUUCUAACUCGCCCCUCUAGUGAGGCAGAAACAGGUGUUUUUGAUGGAGAAGCUAGGUGUUUUCAGCUUUCUGAUGCUUUGCAAAUGCCCUGCACUUACUUGCUGUUGUCUCCCAUCAAAGUGCUUUGGUUGCUUGAUACAAUGCUAGAGUCCACAAGCAGCUCAUUUCAAACCUUGGGUUUCUCAUUUUAAAAAACUCAAGUUCUUCCCUAGUGAUAAAUGGUAAUUCCCAGUCUUGGAUUUAUAUUUAGAAUUUGGGUCUUGUUGGUUUUUCCUAAAUAUCUCUAAUUUAAGCCCUUCUUUCCAUGAGCUUUGUCUGUAAAUGGUUGUGGUUCUGGUGCUACUACAGUGCCCAAGGCAGCUUUCCAAGAGCUGGGAGGAGAGAAGGGAAGGAUCAGGCUGCAGUCAUGUAGACCUUGCACCCAAGGGGAAGUCAGACCACUUGGCCAUGAAUUCACCUAAAGGGUAGUGCUCAGAUGGCACAGCUCAGUCCCAUGCAAAAUCUAUAGGCAGCAUCCAGGUAUGUGAGGUGCUCCUGUUCCUGGAAUAGGCUAGUUUAAAAGUCUGAUCCUUUGCAGAGCUCACUCCCUGCAAGUACUGAUGGUCAGAGGUGGGUAUGUUCAGGAGGUCUUGAGUGCUGGUCACCCACCACACUUGCUAUCACCUUUUGAAAUCAAAUAACUACUGGGAGGCACAUAACAGACCCAGCAGCACAGCAGGUGCAACCUACCUGGUACAUUCAGCAGCACAGCAAGUGCCUUUAUCUGGAUCUGAAGCAAGGACAGAACUUAAGCAGUUGGACUAUUCCUGGAGGAGAGGAGGGGUUGAUCAUGUUACGCCUGGACUGUAUUGGCAAGGAGGCCUAAAACAUCCCAGUUUUAAGAUUGUUCCAAGAUGGGGUCUAUUUCUGUCAUUUCCUGUAGUUCUUAAGAUUAUUGUCAUGGGACUGGAUGCCUGUUUUGUUGCCAGCUGUCUCAGCAGAAGGAGACUAAGCCAGCAAGAGUUGAAUCUAGGUCCUGAUAGAGGCUGCAAGCUCUGGAACAGUGUCAAAAAGAGAGACUUUAAUCUCUUAAAGGUAUUUGUUGUUGCUCAAUUUGUUUUUCCUUAAUGAUGUAGGCAGGAUGGAGGGAGGGGUGUGUGUGGAAUGGCCCUGGCCAAUGAGCAAACUGAACAGAGGAGGUGACAAAAGUCCAGUUUAUAACUGUCUUUCAUGAAAGGCACGAGGAAUGAAAGUCUCCAAGAGACUUGUGAGAGUCCUUGUAACAGGAAUAAGAAGUGGCACAAACUUAACUCAAGCUCCUGACACUUUGUGGGUGUGCUCAUGUAGCUUUCCAGGCUGUGGGUGCUGCCGAGAGCCCCAGCUGGACUGAGCAUCAUUGCAGGGUAUUCCCAAACUGAAGUUGUUUUCCUUCUAAUUUAAAUGUUUAGGUUAAAUUCCUUUUCAAGUGUGUUGCAUAGUUGGAUUUGGUGGCCUUAGAGUACAUGGAAUGUACUGAUUUAGCCAUUUUAAAAGCUUUGAUUUGGGUCUCUUAUGCUUUCAUAAGGGGGUGCAGAAGUGUAACUCUGAAGUUGGUUGGUAAGAAAUAUUCACUUGUGAAGGGCUCCAUACUGUGGUAUUCCACUCCUGUCUGGAUGCAGCAGGUUCCUCUUAUUCCCUCAUUCUGCCCUCCCCGAACAUAGUUCAUAUUCUCUUGGGGGGGCGUAACCCAAUCCCCCUGAAGUCAACAGAAGGGCUUCUCUUGGCUUCAGUGGGUUUUGAAUGAGGUUCAUGAAGAGGUGAGAACAAUGGCAGCACAGUUUUCAUUCCCAGACUCCAGACAGCACAUUAGAGCCAGAAAUCACAUCUUUCCAAUACGGUAGUUUUAACCCACACUUGCCAGAAGUACCGUGCUGCCUGUGAUACACUGCACAGACAGGUGAUAAACACAUGUAUUGUGGAGUGGUGACAGCAGCACUUGCCCUGAGACUUAUUCGAGCAUUUAUUCUAAUCCGUUGCCUCAAAAUUGAUUCUAACAUUCCAAAUCCUUCAACAGCUUCAGAUGGUUGCUGUGGGUUUUGUUUUGUUUUUUCCAAUCAACUUGCCAGGGAAAUGUUUUCUCAGGCUCCUUGUGGCUUUGGAAUUCCCUCUCCCCAAAAAUACCAGAGCUCCAUGCCCAGGACAAGGUAGGGUUCCGGCCUGGGUUUCUAUAGAUGAAGGCAUCGCUGUUCUAAAAUAUUGUUGAGUCCUGAAGCCUAGCAAUUUUAGUCUUUUGCCAUUGGAAAGGGGAGAUUCCUAGCUUCUCACUAGGACCUAGGGCUCCCUUCCAGGCAUGAGAAGUCCCAAAAAAUCCAUCUUUGAAGUCCUGAUAUUUCUAGGUCUAGAACGCUCUUGUCGGUCAUUUGAGCAGUUUUUACAUGUGAUAGCUUUCAGUUUUCUAUCUCCCUGAGCUUUGCACAGCUUCAAUCCUGGGCUUCUAUUUUCAAAGUGACUAGUGAUUUGAGGUGCCUCCAUUUUUGCGUGUCCAAGAUGAGACACUUGGAACUGGCCUGAUUUUCAGGAAGUGCUGAGCAUCUACCCUCUGAAAACAAGCCCCUUCUAAGGUGUUUUGAAGUGGGCACCCAGAAAUUGAGGCUCCUAAGACUCCUAGUUGCUUUUGAACGUUUAGACCCUGCUAACUCAGGCUCCUGGCUUUAAGAAAUAGCCCAGUCGCAUUUUGGAGAAGCCUCUAACACAUGCUUAGAAUAGUCCUAUACAGAAUGCCUGGUCGUGUGGGUUUGGAUAAAUGUUUUUAUCAGCAAGAGUUAGUAAUGCUCUGCAUAACUCCCAUGUGGCUUUACCUCUUCAGAGGAAUAUACCAUUCCCAGACUUGCCCUGAUGAAACCUUUAUACCACACCGUGUGCUCCCCACAUAUAUGAUGCUCACUCUCUUGCACUUGUGCACAUCUACAUGUGCCUAGUUAGUUUUGGCAGGUCCCUAGACAUGUAAGUCAAUCCUAAAUGCUGACUUCGGCUUAGCUCUUGAGGAAGGUGGGGAAGAGGACAGUUGAGCUGCAGUUCCAGGAGCCUUGGCUGAAGGGAUCGCAUUGUGUAGCUGUUGCACAAUGGCUGCUAGGAAAGAGAGGAAACGAAGUGGGUGGAAAGUAUAGGAUCUAACUCACAAAGUCACUGAUCCCACAUAGAAAGCACGAAGUAUUUCAUGUCAUGGGAGGGGAAGGCAGAGAUGAGCCAUGGGGUGGGAGAGGGGGUUGGGAAGCCAGCCCAGGGUCUGGGCCUUCUGGGAAGGAGAGGAUUUAUAGUGAAGCUGAUGUGCUGUUUCAGAAGAAAGGCACAAGCUGAGUGAAUGUACGGGGUGUGUGAAAGGGAAAGGGCAGAAGUGUUUGGGUCUGUGUGAGAUAGUAUAGGCCUCAGAAGUCUUGAUGUCUUGAAUUUCCUUCAGCUGUCAGUGUGUGGUCUGUCCUCUUAGUUAUCACUACUGUCCCAGAUAACCAAUCUGUUAUCCUGCUCUGUUCAGCUGCCUUUCGUAAGCAGAGAAAAAGAAGCCAGUUCUGCCGUAGCCCCCUUCAAAUUUCUUUGAAUGUCACAGGCUUUGCCAGAUUUCUGCUCUGAACUUCCAAAGCCUGUGACAUUGUAACCCGAGUCCAAAACAGGACUUGGGUUACAAGCGUUAAGACAUUUCACACAGUUGGCAAUAGCGUCUACGUUUCCAAAUUGGAAUUGCUUUCCACCAACUCUAGUGCUAUUUAGGCUCAGCCACCUACACAGUGUAGAGUCCAGGCAGCAAUCUACCCACCAUUAACAUUUUUCACAGCCAGUGAGCUCUUCAUUUUUCACUAGCACGUGUGCCAAUUUUCACGGGGCAGUGCUGGGCACAGCAUUUUUAUUGGGUUUGACCCAGACUAGAAUUUUGCCAAGUAGAAGAACCAUGUCUAAUAGUCAAGUAAUUUUAGCUCGGUCCAUUGGAUACAGUUGUUACAUCCAUGAUCUAAUUUAUACAAAGAGCACACUAGAAUGUAUAUACUAGGCAUUGUCAGAUUUGGACAUGCUCAUACAGAUGUAUUUAAAGAUUAACACUAUUAAAAGAUACAAUGCAAAAUCUGUGUACUAUUUCUAAUAAAUCUUUUUUUUUUUUCUGA
Dermochelys coriacea (leatherback sea turtle) is the source of this 9200-nucleotide messenger RNA. RefSeq names its product sperm antigen with calponin homology and coiled-coil domains 1 (gene SPECC1). Gene Ontology annotation, biological process: actin cytoskeleton organization. The record is from RefSeq and is a predicted model, not a curated record. Bases 96 to 3500 code for a protein of 1134 amino acids. Gene Ontology annotation, molecular function: protein binding. Lineage: Eukaryota; Metazoa; Chordata; Testudines; Dermochelyidae. The transcript has 15 exons. Gene Ontology annotation, cellular component: microtubule organizing center; filamentous actin.